GUGCACAUGAGUGGCUGGGUUACUGAUUACAGGUGAUGUUAUAGUUUGUUUGUGAUAAGACUCUUGCUUUAAGCACAAAGUCCUGUCAGGUACACUGAGCCUUCAGCUGCUUUAUCACAUCCUUCCCCUCCCUCCAGGACCACUGCUGCCUCUCAGGUCCUUUGUUGGUGUGUUUUUCUGCUUUCUGGCAUCUGUUGAGCACACAGCAGCAUCAUGAGUGUAGAGUCCAAAAGAACACGUGAGUCCUGCUGCUCCAACCUUAAGCUCUUCCUGGCCUCUCUGGCAUUUGUAUACUUUUCCAAAGCCUUCGGUGGAGCCUAUAUGAAGAGCUCCAUCACCCAGAUUGAGAGGCGCUUUGAUAUCCCCAGCUCCCUCAUUGGGGUCAUAGAUGGCAGUUUCGAAAUGGGUAACCUGCUGGUGAUAGCAUUUGUGAGCUACUUCGGUGCUAAGCUCCAUCGCCCCAGGCUGAUUGGAAUUGGCUGUGUGAUCAUGGCUGCGGGAUCUUUCCUCAUAGCAUUGCCUCACUUCUUCCAGGGACAGUAUAAAUAUGAGACCAGUAUGUCUCACAACACAGACGUCAACAGCACUGAGGGCACCCUGCCCUGUCUGUCCAACCACAGCCUGGCUGCUGCAGAUGAGACACCUGAUUUAGAGACCAGAGCAGCUUGUGAAAAGGCUGCUGGCUCAUCCAUGUGGAUCUAUGUGUUCUUGGGAAAUAUGCUGCGUGGAAUUGGAGAGACUCCCAUCAUGCCUCUGGGUGUGUCCUACCUGGAUGACUUCUCCAAAGAAGAGAACACUCCCUUCUAUUUGGCCUGCAUCCAUACAGUGGGGAUCCUAGGACCUAUGUUUGGGUUCAUGCUCGGGUCCUUCCUUGCCAAGAUCUACGUGGACAUCGGAUCUGUAGAUUUAGAAAGUAUCACCAUCAACCAUAAAGACUCCCGCUGGGUGGGGGCCUGGUGGUUGGGCUUCAUAGCAACUGGCACCUUGAUCCUGCUGUCCAGUAUCCCAUUCUGGUUCCUGCCCAAGUCUUUGCCCAAGCAGGGGGAAGAGCAGAGCCAGAGUAAGAGCACAGAGCUCGAUACGAUGGCAGAGCAGGAGAAUUUCCUACCAGAUGAAAACCAGGAUCAGGAGGAAAAGGAGAAGCCAGUUACAUUCAAGGAGCUGGCUAAAGAUUUCGUUCCGUCUCUGAGGAGACUCUUCAAGAACCAGAUCUUCGUGCUGAUGAUCCUCACGUACCUGGUGGCUGUCAACGGCUUCAUUGGCAUGAUCACCUUCAAGCCAAAGUUCUUGGAGCAAAUCUACGGCCAAUCUGCCUCCAAGGCCAUUUUCCUCAUAGGUAUACUGAACCUGCCAGCAGUGGCUUUGGGCAUCAUUACUGGAGGUUUUAUACUGAAGCGCUUCAAGCUGGGAAUCAUCGGAGCAGCCAGGGUUUCCUUCGCUGCCUCUCUCGGCUCCUUGUGUCUGCUCUUCGUUCAGAUCUUCAUCCACUGUGACAAGGCAGAGGUUGCAGGUCUUACUGUCACAUAUCAGGGAGCUCCUCAACUGUCCUACAACCAACAGACCUUGCUGUCACAGUGCAACAUGGGCUGCUCCUGCUCGUUGAAGCAUUGGGACCCAGUGUGCUCCUACAACGGAGUGACGUAUGCCUCGCCCUGCCUGGCUGGCUGCCAGACGUCCUCCGGCUCCGGCAAGGAAAUGAUGUUUCAUAACUGCACCUGCAUUGGAGAGACGAUGACUCAGGGCAUGAACAUGUCCACAGUGCUGGGCCAGUGCCCCAGGAGGAGCAACUGUGAUUACAUAUUUAAGAUCUACAUGGCUCUGUCUGUCGUGGGCUCUUUUAUUUCUGCCUGUGGGGGCACACCGGGAUACAUCGUACUGCUCAGGUCCAUACAGAAAGAUCUGAAAGCACUGGCUUUGGGUAUGCAGACACUGAUAGUAAGAACUCUGGGUGGGAUACCUCCUCCUAUAUAUUUCGGAGCACUGAUUGACCGAACCUGUUUGAAGUGGGGGACCAAGCAUUGUGGGGGCCGCGGAGCAUGCAGACUCUAUAAUGCUGAUGCAUUUAGAAUGACGUUCCUGGGGUUGAUUACUGGACUCUACUUCUUGUCCAACUGCCUCUGGGCAGUCCUCUACGUCAAAAUUGUCAAGAAACAGAAGAAGUUAACACUCAGGAAUCAGGACAAAGAAAAUGGACAGGAGGGUAACAUAAUGGGCAAUGGACACGCCAACAUCAGCAUUGUCAAAAACAAACAAGACGCGGACAAUGAGAGCACUAUUUAAGGUAUUUGAGGAAGGUGACACCUACUAUAAUGCAGGUGAACGACACAGAUUUCCACUGCCGAAGUACUGGGCUGCAUUCAUAGAGGACCAAAUGUGGUAAUGGUACAGUGUCAGCGCUCUUUGGUCUUUGAGCAAUACACUUCUUUACUCCUGCUGUUUGUUCUCUUCAGAGGUCAAAGAUCCUGACGAGAGCUUAGUUUUAACAUAAACAACAAUCAAAUGACAUCGAAUGAUGUGCAAUCCAUAUUCUUAUUAAACACAUGAAGGUCAUUUUUAGCUCUACUUAAAAAACAACAGUCAGAAAAGAUAAUGGGAAAAUACAGUAUGCUGUUCACUGAUGAAACAUUUCAGUAUGAUUAGGAUGUGAGAACAAAAGAUAUCAAAAUAUUAAUAUUUUUGACUCUGAGCUUGUGUCCACCAUUUCUACUUGAAUAGCAUUAGGUCAGUUAAUGAUAGUAAUGUCUCAUCCUUUAUCUUUACAUGUAAGGUGAUUUAUGCAUACAGUCUAUGUACAAUAUAUGUACAGUGUAUAGUUUUUAAUACUAGUACAAUACAACUGAAUAUGUUGUAGUAUCACUUAGUAACGGGAAGUAUUGCUCAUGUUUUUUCAGUUCUUGACAAUGUUUUCUUCAAUAUUUUUCAAUGCCAUAUCAUGAGUUUGUAAGCUGAUACAGCCUACAUCAUUGUCUUCAAACAGCAAAGUAAUGAGGAUAGUGAGGAUUCAAAUUCAGGUUGUGUUAGUGUUUAGAUAGAAGUUAAUUACGUAAAUGUACAGCUUAAACUCACCAAGUAAAUGAGCCAAGUUAUAACAAGGAAGAAAUCAGACCAGGAUUCCUGACAUUAGAAGGUAAAACUAUUUUUGUAUGAUAAAACUGGCAUAAUUAACACAGUCAUUGAUUGACUUCCUAAAUAAGUGACUUGUAAGAAAGGCCCCCUUGCAAAAUUCUAGGAUACAAUAGGUGGUAGAAACUGUGUGGCUGCAGAGCAGUAAAGAGCUUUGCUUCCCUCUGUUGAGGAUUGACAGAUUCAGUGUGACUGCUGCAGGCUCAUUCAGUCAUCAAAAGCAACAGAAGUUGUCUGUGAGGGAUAAAACUUGCUGUCUGUAACAAUAGAUUGCCAGUGUGUCUGUGUCUUUGUGCACUACAUUCAUGCAAGUACAAAGCGGUUGGUCGGUGGAGACGUGGUCACAACACCAUUUUUGCUACUACCUUUUUUGGUAGUUUGCAACUCCAAAGGGUCAAAUAUGAGUAACUUAAAGAUAUACAAUAGUUUGGCAUAAUGGAAAAAUGCUCUUCUUCACUUUCUUGUCCAGAGUUUGAUAAAAAAAAGGUCAAUAUCACUCUCAUGUCUGGUAGGUAAACAGAUUAGCCUGCAGGUUAGCUUAGCACAAAGGCUGGAAAUGGGGGGGAAGCAACUAGCCUAGCUCUAAAAAAGCAUAAAAUAACAACAAAACAGUUUGGAAUAACUCAAAACUGUUAAAAUAAUUACAUUAUGAUCUCAUUAGGGCAUCUUGAAAGGACUUAUGGGGCCACACUGAGUAAAAUGGCAACAAUAAAAUAGCAAAAAACAAUCUGGGCUGAUUGGUAGAUUUGGAAAUUUGGACAGAGCCAGACUAGCUGCAUCCCUUUGAUUCCCUGCUUUGUGCUAAACUAAGCUACCUGACUCCAAAGCUGUUGGCAGUAACCUAAAGUGCAGACAAAGUAUUAAAGUUUCAUCUGACUUUUAUUCACAGGCUACAUCUGCUAACCUUUAUUAUGAAUGUGCCCCAGUGACAUUUGACGUGUCUGGAUAUCUCACCUUUACAUACACUUCCUGUUACAUCACAUUAGAAACAAACUGCUAAAGGUCAACGUUCAACAUUGUCUGGAAAAGUUCAGUGGGUUAAGAGUAACUCAGAUUGUAUUACUCUGUUAUACAU
Messenger RNA from Centropristis striata (black sea bass), 4198 nucleotides. Its product is annotated as solute carrier organic anion transporter family member 1C1-like. The transcript is spliced from 15 exons. NCBI's taxonomy places the organism in Eukaryota, Metazoa, Chordata, Actinopteri, Perciformes, Serranidae. Gene Ontology annotation, biological process: transmembrane transport; sodium-independent organic anion transport. Gene Ontology annotation, cellular component: membrane. Bases 214 to 2280 code for a protein of 688 amino acids. The record is from RefSeq and is a predicted model, not a curated record. Gene Ontology annotation, molecular function: protein binding.